GCAUCUCCCACUUGCUCCUUAAGAGUUCCACCAGAAACCUCUCUCCUUCACCAUCCGUAACUCCGAUCGCUAGCACAGUGAAGAGCAAGAUGAGCAUUCUCGUGACCAUGACGAAGCUUGUCGACACAUUGAUCGGCCCAGCGGUGAUGCUGCUUUAUCCUCUAUUCUCAUCGAUGCUCGCGAUCAAGUAUCCUUCGCCGGUGGAUUACCAGAAGUGGCUGACCUAUUGGGUCCUCUACGCGCUCAUCACACUCUUCGAGCUCUCCUGCUGGAGAGUCUUGCAGCAGUUUACUCUUUGGCCGGAGCUGAAGGUGGUGUUCUGCAUCUGGUUGGUGCUUCCUUGCUUCGACGGAGCUGCCUACAUCCACGAGAACCACCACAUUCGGAGGUACGUCAGGACCGGCGUCGACGUCGGCUCGGCCUACAUGGGGCUGAAGAGGCGAGUGAUGCAGAUGCUGAGCCUCGACGCGAGUAGAUCGGUGGAGCGAUACCUCGACCGACAAGGCGCAGAAGCUCUCGAGAGAGUCGUCAAAGCAGCGGUGAAGGAAGCGCGGCGACAGUCGAGGAAGCGAAGAAGAUGAUUGAAGGGGCCACUGCCACUGAAAGAUUGAAGUAUCAUGUUCGGUGUAAUAUUGUUCUUGCUCAAAAGUGUUGUAUGUUUUGUGUCACU
Molecule: messenger RNA, 670 nt
Organism: Musa acuminata AAA Group (dessert banana)
Lineage: Eukaryota; Viridiplantae; Streptophyta; Magnoliopsida; Zingiberales; Musaceae
Product: HVA22-like protein f
Exons: 5
Coding region: 90-581 (163 amino acids)
Source: RefSeq, a predicted model, not a curated record